AUACAUGUCGUGCCAACAGGAACUGUCCUAUUGACCAGCACCAUCGUAAUCAGUGCCAAUAUUGUCGGCUGAAGAAAUGUUUAAAAGUGGGCAUGCGGCGGGAAGUUCAGCGAGGAAGAAUGCCUCCAACCCAACCGAACCCGGGCCAGUACGCGCUAACGAACGGGGAUCCUCUGAACGGUCAUUGCUAUCUCUCCGGAUACAUCUCGUUACUACUUCGGGCCGAGCCUUAUCCUACUUCUCGCUAUGGCAGCCAGUGCAUGCAGCCCAAUAAUAUUAUGGGGAUCGAGAACAUCUGUGAGCUUGCAGCUCGCCUGCUCUUCAGUGCUGUGGAAUGGGCGAGGAACAUUCCUUUCUUUCCCGAUCUGCAGAUCACCGACCAGGUGUCCCUGCUCAGACUGACAUGGAGCGAGUUAUUUGUGCUAAACGCGGCUCAAUGCUCCAUGCCCCUACAUGUGGCCCCACUGCUCGCCGCCGCCGGCCUGCACGCCUCGCCUAUGUCGGCGGACCGCGUCGUGGCCUUCAUGGAUCACAUUCGUAUCUUCCAGGAGCAGGUCGAGAAGCUCAAAGCACUUCACGUCGAUUCUGCAGAAUACAGCUGCAUUAAGGCAAUAGUGCUCUUCACGUCAGACGCUUGCGGCCUGUCAGAUGCUGCACACAUCGAGAGCCUGCAGGAGAAGUCUCAGUGCGCCCUGGAGGAGUACGUGAGGAGCCAGUACCCGAACCAGCCCAGUCGCUUUGGCAAGCUUUUACUGCGACUGCCUUCUCUCCGCACUGUCUCUUCGGCUGUAAUUGAACAGCUGUUCUUCGUUCGCUUGGUAGGUAAAACUCCCAUUGAAACCCUCAUCAGGGAUAUGUUAUUAUCCGGGAGCAGCUUCAACUGGCCCUACAUGUCCAUUCAAUGAUCCGAAUGAGCGAGUGAAACAAAAAGACUGAAGGACCAAAUUUCUGCAAGCCCUUUCAUGAAGACUAUAUAUAUAGGACUUCAUUUCUGACCACUUUAGGAAGACACUCUUUUUUGUCUUCUGGGACCGAGAUGGAAUGUGUAAUGUACAAAGAUUAAAGAACUGGACGUACUCCCAUGUAAAUCCAUCGCCGUCAUCAAGAACACUCUCCAUUUUGUAAAAUACUAGUCUUUAUUUUAAUUUUUCUUUUCUUUUUUUGUAAAGAACAAAAUACGUACAAAUAAAAUGAAGAACAUCAUAUGCGCAGUAAAUGAGCAAGACUUAGCGGGAAAGAAAUUUCCAAGCAAUUAUAAGAAAUGUCCUGUGUCUAUGUAUCUGUUUUGUAUUUUUUCUGGUUCUAAACCAUUUUUUUUUCUGUGAUUCUAUACUAAUGAUUUUUGAUAUAACCUUUUGCUUCUUAUAAUGAGUGCGAUAUAUGUUGUUGAAGAUAUGUUCUCCGAGAAUUAAAAUUGAAGUGAGAAUUUAAAGAAAUAAAGAAAAACAUUAGACAAAUAAGAUGCAGUCUAAUCGCAAUGACAAUUUCACUGAUGGUUGAACCUUCCCUCACUUGAUGCUAUGGACAUGCAACUUCGGCAAAUCUGACCUCAUGGACAUUUUAAGGAGAGGACACCGGUGAAACUUUUUUCUUGGUCGUGUGUGUGCGAGUGUGUGAGUCAAUCAUCAGUCAGAGAUAAAAGACAUGAAAAUCAA
This is a messenger RNA of Sinocyclocheilus rhinocerous, 1655 nucleotides long. RefSeq names its product nuclear receptor subfamily 2 group F member 1-A. The record is from RefSeq and is a predicted model, not a curated record. Lineage: Eukaryota; Metazoa; Chordata; Actinopteri; Cypriniformes; Cyprinidae. The transcript is spliced from 3 exons. The coding region runs from base 93 to 905 and encodes 270 amino acids.